This is a messenger RNA of Aspergillus nidulans FGSC A4, 3204 nucleotides long. RefSeq names its product translation initiation factor eIF3 core subunit tif32 (gene tif32). Bases 97 to 3204 code for a protein of 1035 amino acids. Gene Ontology annotation, molecular function: RNA binding; translation initiation factor activity. The record is from RefSeq and is a predicted model, not a curated record. Gene Ontology annotation, cellular component: eukaryotic translation initiation factor 3 complex, eIF3e; cytoplasmic stress granule; cytoplasm. Gene Ontology annotation, biological process: formation of cytoplasmic translation initiation complex; cytoplasmic translational initiation. Lineage: Eukaryota; Fungi; Ascomycota; Eurotiomycetes; Eurotiales; Aspergillaceae. The transcript has 4 exons.
UUUUGACUCGACCUGCGCCUAUCCCUUGUCGAGUUCGCUUUAACGACUUGUGUGCCCUACUGAGAAUACUAAACAUCGCUUAUUACAUCGCCCAUCAUGCCGCCUCCGCCGCAUAUCAAACCUGAAAAUGUCCUGAAAAGGGCCCAGGAACUUAUCGCCGUGGGCCAGGCUCCGGCCGCCCUGACCGUCCUCCACGAACAUGCUACGUCCAAGCGGACGCGCAGCAGCCCGAUCGCGUCUCUCGAGCCGGUCAUGCUCCUCUUUGUUGAGCUGUGCGUCGAUCUCCGCAAAGGUAAGGCUGCCAAGGAUGGCCUGUAUCAGUACAAAAACAUCGCUCAGAACUCCAAUGUGGGAACUAUCGAGAUCGUUCUCAAGAAGUUCAUCGAGCUUGCGGAGAAGAAGGUGACUGAGGCCCAGGCUAAGGCCGAUGAGAUUCAGUCAUCCCUCGAGUCGGCCGCUCCCUCGUCCAACGUUGAAGAUCUGGAAGCAAUCGAGACCCCCGAGACUAUUCUCCUUGCUACCGUUUCUGGUGAGCAGUCCCGUGACCGAACCGACCGUGCCGUGGUUACCCCAUGGCUCAAGUUCCUGUGGGAGACGUACCGAACUGUUUUGGAGAUCCUGAAGAACAACGCUCGCUUGGAGAUCAUGUACCAGACCACCGCUCUACAGGCUUUCCAGUUCUGCUUGAAGUACACCCGCAAGACCGAGUUCCGCAGACUCUGCGAACUUCUCCGCAACCAUGUUCAGAACGCCGCCAAGUACUCUGCCCAGAUGCACGCUAUUAACCUCAGCGACCCGGAUACUCUGCAGCGUCACUUGGACACUAGGUUCCAGCAGCUUAACGUUGCCGUGGAGCUGGAACUCUGGCAGGAAGCUUUCCGCAGCAUCGAGGAUAUCCAUACUCUCUUGAGCCUCAGCAAGCGCCCCGCUAAGAACGUUAUGAUGGCCAACUACUACGAGAAGCUGGCUCGUAUUUUCCUUGUUAGCGAGAACUAUCUAUUCCACGCUGCUGCCUGGAGCCGUUACUACAACCUCCUCCGUCAAUCCGCCGUCACACUUUCCACCAACCAGGGUUCCAAGAAGGACCACCCUUCAGUUACCGAGGCCGAUAUGACGAAGGCCGCUUCCUUUGUUCUUCUAUCUGCCCUGGCCAUCCCCGUCAUCAGCACGUCUCGCUCGCGGGGCGCGCUAAUUGACGUGGACGAGGUCCGUAAGAACAAGAACACUCGUCUCACUAACCUGCUCGGAAUGUUGCAAAGCCCCACUCGUGCUGUCCUAUUCAGAGAUGCCCUGAACAAGGGCUUGCUCAAGCGUGUCCGCCCCGAGAUUCGUGAACUUUACAACAUUCUGGAAGUUGACUUCCACCCCCUGUCUAUCUGUAAGAAGGUCACCCCCAUCCUCAAGAAGAUCGGUGAUGAUCCCGAGAUGGAGAAGUAUGUUGUCCCUCUACAGCAGGUCAUCCUCACCCGUCUCUUCCAGCAGCUCUCGCAGGUCUACGAGUCGGUUGAGCUUAAGUUCGUUUACGAACUUGCUCAGUUCCCCGACCCCUUCCAGAUUACUCCUUCCAUGAUUGAAAAGUUCAUCAUGAACGGUUGCAAGAAGGGUGACCUUGCCAUUCGUGUCGACCACAUCUCCGGUGUCCUCACCUUUGACACCGACGUUUUCUCAUCCGCCAAGGCUUUGCACUCUGGCAGCGCUGCCGGUUCCGCAGAAAGCGAACUCGGCUCGGUACAGCGUCUCCAGAACACCCCUGCUGAAAUUGCCCGCCUGCAGCUCACCCGUCUGGCUAAGACCCUUCACGUCACAUGCAUGUAUGUCGACCCGUCAUACAACGACUCUCGUCUCCAAGCCAAGCAGGCCGCUCUUACUCGCGCUGCGGCUGGUGCUGCCAAGGAACACGAGGACACUCUCGAACGUCGUGUCAUCAUUGAGAAGAAGAAGGAGGCUGCUACAGAUGCCCUGCAGCGCAAGCAAAAGGAGGAGGAAACUCGCAAGCGCAUCCGCACACAGCAACUCCAGGAGGCUGAGAAGCAGCGACUUGCUGAAGAGCAGCGUGAGCGCGAGCUGAAGCGCAUCAAGGAUGAGCAAGACCGCAUCCGUCAGCAGGAACUCAAGAAGCAACUUGAAGAACUGAAGAGCGGCGUCAAGGGUAUUGAUCUCAAUGAAAUCGACCUGGAGGAUCUCGAUGCCAACCGCCUCCGUGCCAUUAAGCUUGCGCAGUUAGAGAAGGAGAAGAACGAGCUUACUGAGCGCGUCCGGGCCACUGGCAAGCGUAUUGAUCACUUGGAGCGUGCUUUCCGUCGUGAGGAACUGAAGCACAUUGCUGAGGAUUAUGAAGCUCAAAAGAAGGUUGAUAUGGAAAUUUACGAGCGCCAGAAGGCCCAGACUCUUGCCGAGGCCGAGGCCAAGCAUAAGGAAGCUGUUGCUCUCAAGCACCGUCUCAGCCGCCUUAUUCCUGUGUUCAGCAGCUUCCGUAAGGAAGUUUCAGAGAAGCGUCACGAGGAGUUUGAGAAGCGUCGCAAGGCCGCCGAGAGAGAGUUUGAAGCCAAGAAGAAGCAGCGCGUCAAGGAAGUUCAAGAACGCAGACGCCGCGAGAAAAUCGAGCGCGAAAACGCCGAGCGUGCCAAGAGGGAGGAAGAAGAGCGCAUCAAGCGCGAGGAGGAGGAACGUGCUGCUAGAGAUGCAGAGCGCCGCCGCAUCCUGGCCGAAGAGAAGGCCAAACGUGAGGAAGAGAGAGCUAAAAUGGAUGAAAUUGCCGCCAAGCAGAGACAGCGUGAGGAGGAAGCAGAAGCUCGCCUCCGCGCCAAGCGAGCUGGCCUCUCAGAGCCUCCCCGUACAGAGUCUGAAGUCCGUACUGCUCCUCGUCUUAACAUUGCUCCUCGCACUAGCGGUGGCCCUAGCUGGCGUGAGCGUCAAGCCGCUAAGGAAGCCGCCGGUGGCGCUGCCCCUGAGGCGCCCAAGGCCGAGCCUGAGCCUCCACGACGAACUGGCGGCUACGUGCCCCCUCACGCUCGCGGUGGCUCUGACGCCGCCCCUCCCGCGGGCAACCGCUACGUGCCCCCCAGCCAGCGCUCCUCCCAGCCGCCCUCCCGCACACAAACCCCGCCAACUUCGUCCCCUAAGCCUGAAGAACCCAAACCUCUUGCCAGCGGUACCGGUGGGAAGUGGGUGCCUAGAUGGAAACAGCAGCAACAAAACCAGUAG